CGUUUGCAAACACUGGAUAACAUUCCGUGUUUCUUCCCUCAAAAUUCUAUAGAUAAUUGAAAUAUUUCUUAACAUCAAUACCGUUUUUCCUUUACAAUUUUUAUAAUAAAAAUUCACUAUUAUAUUUGUAUAAGCAGCGUAACUAAUAAGUUUGUUGUAUGUUGUUUUUGUUCGUAAACAAAAGAAUUGCGAAUUGAGAUUGUGAAAUACAUUCUUAAAUAAGAAGAAUAAGAACUAUUCGUCCAUCGUCGCGUGUUUACAUUGAUUAUAAGACAUUCUUGCAAGAGUCUUGUGCAGUUAAAAUUUAAACCAUGUUUGGUGGAACGAAGCCCACAUUUGGUGCCACCACUACGGGAACAGGUUUUGGUACGUUUAAUAAUGCAACCACAACGUCGCCCUUUGGUCAGCCGGCUUUUGGCAAACCUAAUACCACAGGUUUCGGAGCAGCCCCCAGCAACUUUGGUGGCCAGCCGACCACGUCGUCUUUAUUUGGUUCAACAGCGAGUCAACCACAAGCGGGCAGUUUAUUUGGUGCAUCUAAUACUUCCACUGGUUUUGGUAGCACUACAACCACAUCAUCGUUUGGAGCUUUUACCCAACCUCAGCAAAAUGCUUCGAUAUUCGGUGCAGCUCAACCAACAACUAGUACACAAUCACUUUUCGGGCAAGCGGGUACUUCAGCUUUUGGAUCGGCCAUUAAACCUGGUGGUUUCGGGCCGACGGCAACGCAAGCGACUCCCUCACUUUUUGGCCAACAGGCUACGCCAUCAACAAGUUUUGGCGCUUUUGGACAGACGGCUGUCACUGCGCCCAAUGUAUUUGGUGCCACUCAAACAUCAGCAUUCGGUCAGCCUGGCAAUGCGGCCAGUAAUCCUGGUACUUCCAUAGCCAAAUAUCAGGCCACUAUGGGCACAGAUACUUUAAUGAAGGGCGGCCAAUCCAACAAUAUUAAUACCAAAUUGCAUUGUAUUACCGGAAUGAAGGAGUAUGAGGGUAAAUCCUUGGAAGAACUACGUAUGGAAGAUUAUUUAGCCAACCGUAAAGGGCCACAAGCCGGUACUUCAGGAGCAACAGGCUUCGGCUUGGGCUCCUCGGCCGGUACUGGUUUAUUCGGUUCAACAGCUCAGCCGUCAACCGGAUUGUUUGGUCAAACAACUGCUAACGCUAAUGAAAACAAAAGUUUAUUUGGUCCUAUCGGUGGGGGAUUUGGUCAACCAGCUAGCACAGGAUUUGGAGUAACUGCUAAUCAACAACAAAGUAGUUUCCUGGCAAAGCCAUUCGGAUCUGCAACCACAACCGGAUUCGGUAGUACAAGUACAGAUGCUAAUAAUCCAUUCGCUGCGAAAACUGCUUUUGGACAAACCGCCGCACCAUCGUUGUUCGGUCAAAGUACCGCCGCUAGCGCAGUUCCAGCUUUUGGUCAGGCUAACACUGGUUUUGGAAGUUUCGGUAACACUGCUAAUACGCAGCAGCAACAGCCUUCAUUAUUUGGACAAACUGCUGCUGACGCAAAUAAACCAACUUUUGGUCUAGGCGCAGGUACUGCGACUAAUACAGGAUUCGGCAAUUUUGGCACCACGGCAACUAAUACGGCUGGCGGAGGAUUAUUUGGUUCGAAACCAGGUGCAGCUUUCGGCGGUAACACUGGUUUUGGAACUACUACGCCGGCGAACACUGGCUUCGGUAAUUUUUCUUUGAACAAUGCAACGACGAGUGCUGGAGGUCUCUUCAACAAAACUCCCGGCUUUGGUGGAUUUGGUACUCAAACUUCUCAAGCAGCUCCCUUAAAUUUCAAUACCGGCACAGGUAGUAAUUCUUUAUUCGGAAACAAUCCAGCAAAGCCAGGUGGGCUGUUUGGUUCUUCUCUAGGAACUACGACAAAUAACCCUGGGGGGGGUUUAUUUGGCGGUACAGGCAGUAACGCUUUCGGCACUACGGGUACAUUGGGAUCAGCUUUUGGCGGUGGUUCUCUUGGCGGCACUAAUGCCCAUUUAGGCGGAUUAAAUAGUGGCAUGCAGCAACAACAAAUACCUAUACAUCAACAAAUUCUUUCCAAAGUAACUUCACCGUAUGGCGACAAUCCUAUAUUUAAAGAUUUGCAAAGAAACGAUGAAGUUGACGCCACUCGAGCGACAAAUCCGGCAGCACAAAAAGCAAUCCUGGAAAGUAGCUUCAGCGCUAGUCAACAAUUCAGAGUGUCAACAAAGGCGAGUCCAGCUACAGUGAAACUUAAGCCACUGGGUUCACCGUUAACGAAAAAGUGUUUAUUCGACGGUUUGGAAGAGCUUGAUGCCAACGCAGAAAGCUUCCAAUUAAAGCCGAAUCCAAAACGUUUAAUAUUAAAAAACAAAACGAGCAACACGUCCUUCAAUGCAGACACAAGCGUUUCGGAAACUGGCCCUGCGACAAUAAUCAAUGGAUCACGCAACGAAUCUUUUUCAGGUGAGACAGCUGCAGAAUCCACAAGAACCAAAGUCUCCGGACUACCAUCAAGAGGCGACGCUAAUUCUAAUAGUGGUACAUUGGCGGCCGUUGCAACAACUUCGGAAACGACUGGUCGCCGCGAAUCAUGGCUGCAUCCUCAUAACUUGGAGAAAGUGCGCCAGCAUAAUUUAAAUGCUGGCAUUGAACCAGGCAUAUCGCCCAACAGUACAUUGAAUGAACUUGUGCCUCGCAAGCCUUUAGAAACUUAUCGUCCUUUAGGCAAUAUAGCAAUUGUUGGGCGACCGUCUGUUUCCACCGUAGUUGAAAAUCCUUUCGAGGAUCAAAGUAACACAAGCCUGUUAUCGAACCGUGACCAAAGUGAUGUCAACGCCAACAGUAGCAUCUUUUCCAGUCGUUCGCUGACAACUGAGGAUAAAUCCACAAGCAUUGAUGAAUCAGGUUUAGCAGAGUAUGAAGAACAUCCUACUGGCAUUAUAUUAAGACGAAAGGGUUAUUACGUCAUACCCUCUUUGGACGAUUUAAAAUCUUAUUUAGCAGAAGAUGGUUCGUGCAUAGUACCGAAUUUCACUGUGGGCCGUGAGGGUUACGGCAACGUAUACUUCGGCAAGGAAAUGGAUGUGGCAGGCUUAAAUUUAGAUGAAAUUGUUCAUUUCCGUGAUAAGCAAAUCAUUAUUUAUCCGGACGAUAACAAUAAGCCGCCUGUAGGUCAGGGCUUGAAUCGCGAGGCUCAAGUUACUCUCGACCAAGUAUGGCCACUGGAUAAAUGUACGCAUGAGCGUAUAAAGGAUCCUCAACGUUUAACCGAGAUGGACUGGGACGGAAAGCUACGACGAGUAUGCGACAAAAAUGAGACACGUUUCGUUGAGUACCGUCCUGAAACGGGCAGUUGGGUAUUUCGAGUAAAACAUUUUUCCAAAUAUGGCUUAAAUGAUAGCGACGAAGACGACGAUGUGCCUAGCGAUGCGAAAAAAGCCAAAGUGGCGGCAGACGCGACCACAGCGAAGCCACCUGCCAACGCAGCAGACAAAAUGACUUUGGCUGCCUUGAAAAAUGCACAAAAAAUUUCUGAAGACGCUGCCCGUGCUUUGGAUCCUAAAACUUUAACGGCUGGUUUUUAUCCCUUAGACGAGUCUGCCGAAUUCAUGCUUAUGGAUAAAGCUCAAUUUUUUGAAAAUAACAGCAACAAUCACUCCAUGUUUGAGCGUGCAGUACCUAACAGUCCUGUAGCUAAUAUGAUAAAAGAUGCAGGCAUCGAUGCUCAUAAGUUGCAGCUAAUGAAAGCUUCAUUCUUCAUCAACGACGAUGUAGAAAAUAAUUCGGUUUCCGAUUAUGACAUCCCCGACGAAUAUGAUCACGAUUUACCAUCAGCUUCUAAUACUUAUGGUGGAAAGAAAGCUUUCGAGUGGAAUGGAGCCUCAUCAUUGUGGAAAGAUGUAGUAACUGGUGACGUGGUCGGUAGCGGUGCUGGUAUGUCAGAUGUUUCGAGUCCAGAUUUCGGCUUGACGGACGCUUCCCCUCAUUUACUCAUCUCAUCUCCCGCCUCCAUUGCAAGCAAUAAGCAAACAAGGAAAAUCUCUCAACAUAAGGACGAUGAUAACUAUAAAAGGAUUUUUACUCAAGAACUUCCCCCGUUUAUCGUUAAACCGAAGGUAGCCCCAGUAAGGAGUUUGGCUUGCCAAGUACCGUUGCACAGGUCAAUCGCUUAUCCUUUACGUUUUAAGUGGGCUGCAGAUUUAGGUCUUUACAACAGUUGCCGCUUCAAAAUCGGCUUUGGCCCUCAACAAACCUUAAUAGUACCGACUACUCACAGUAACAUAACGCGUGAGGUGAAACCGAACAGUAAUUUGGACGAUGUCGCUGUCCAGUUAUUUAAAACCCGUUCAAUCGAUGAUUACUCUACUACUGUCUUACAGCAUAUAAAAGUAUCGUCAACUUUGCAUUAUGAAAAUUUCAAAGAGACUAUAGUUGAACACUUAAACAUACAAUUGCGUAAUUCCCAGCAACAGGAGGUUGUAGGCAGUGAAUGUCCUUACAUUAAAUCGGAUGGAGGUACAGAACUAAUUUUAAAACAUUUAGAUGAGGCCAUAAAAUUGCUAAAUGUAAGCCCUCUGGAGGAGUAUGCCGUAUCCGUGUGGUCUCUGUGCUUAGCGUUAUGGGGCGAUCAUGAGGAAUUAGAAGGCCGCGAUCCCACCAGUCAUUUUGUAGUGAUGUGUCGUCGCAGUUUGUUGUCCGAGUGGUUGGAAAAUACUUUAACUGAUAAAGAUUUAUUAACGAAAAAUGUGUCUCGCAAUACCUAUCUGGAUCAUUUGCUGGAAUUGGUAAUGUGUCAUAAAGUAACCGAAGCUUGCGAAUUGGCAUUUUCAUAUGACGAUGUUAACUUGUCAUUGCUGUUGUCUCAAUUGUCCUCUGGACCAAGAGUGCGACAAUUAGUUGAAGAUCAAUUGGCCGCAUGGCAUGCCGAUCAAGCUGAUGAGUUUAUACAAUUGGAACGUUUGAAAUUAUUUAUGCUAGUGGCUGGUGUUCCACUAAUGAGCUCAUUCAAUGGCGAUAUCAAUUGUUUGGAAGGAAUUGAAUGGAUUAAAGUUUUGGCGUUACAAUUGUGGUAUUUAAAUUCGCCUGUUUCAUCGAUAACCGAUGCUUUAAUAUCUUAUGACAAAUGUUUUCAAGCACAGGAAUUCUACUCUCAGCCGCCGAUACCCACUUAUAUGGAAGAGGACAGCCUGUUCAGUGAACAGCAACGAAAAUAUCAACCUGUUUAUGAUUUACGUUAUCAUUUAUUGCAACUGUUUUCCAAACGUAGUCAUCCUUUGGAAAGUCUAUUAAAUCCCGCUACUCAUACCCCCGACCCUAUGGAUUAUCGUUUAAGUUGGUUAUUAUUGCAAACAUUGGAAGCUUUGGGUUAUCAUCAUUGUUCUGAGCUGAGUGAAGCGCAAUUACACACAGGUUUUGCCAGCCAAUUGGAAAGUCACGAUUUAUGGGAAUGGUCCAUUUUUGUCUUGCUACAUAUUAAGGAUCGCAAUCAACGUGGAUUGGCUGUACAGAAUGUGCUCUAUCGUUACGUGAUGAUAAGCAAAGAUGUGCCACUUAGUGAAAAGGAAAAAUUUGUUAUUAACAACUUGGGCGUACCGGAGAAAUGGGUUGAUUACGCAAAGGCAGUGAAAGCGGGAUCUCUUGGCGCUUAUCAUCUGCAAGCGAAAUAUUUAUUAAAGGCUAAGCAAUGGUCUCUCGCCCAUGAAGUAAUAUUCCAGCGUAUUGUCCCAGACGCAAUUAUAAAUGACAAUCUGGAUUACCUACAUGGUUUAUUGUCGCAAUUUGAAAGUCCCGAUUUGCAUAAAAAUAUUAAAGUGCCCAAUUGGUCCAAACAAGGGCAAAUAUUUUUUGAUUUUAUAAAUAUUAAUGAAAAGUUUAAAAGCCUGAAAUCCUUAAAAUCUGAAGCCGAUAUUGAGGCGCAUUGGGAAAAUUUAAAACCUCAAUUAGCCGACUUAUGUUCGCGCAUUAAAUCAUUACCUUGUCCAACCACAAAACAUAGUUUAUGCCAAAGUGAAAUUGCCCAAAAUCUGGCCUGCUUAUUACGUGGCGUUUUGCUUGUAUGUCCCGUCUUAAAUCCAUGCAAUAUCAUUACGAUUGCUCUGGAACUUUUACCUUUGCCACAAGAAUUUGCUCAGCGGGAGCUGCGGCAUCUGCUCGAUACACUUGUUGAUGAUUUAAGUAAACCUGAAGUAAGCGGUAAUGACAACGCGAUGGCAAUAGAUUGAUAAGCCGAUAGCCUAAACUUUAAUAUGUGUUUUAUUUUUUAGUUCUAAGCAUAUCAUAAAUUUUCAGUUUUUGUUUAAAAAUAAUUUCUUAUGUAAUAAAGAUUAAUUUCCAAUACCAUAAAUAUCUAAAAAGAAAACGAUGAAGGAAGGAAACC
Glossina fuscipes is the source of this 6355-nucleotide messenger RNA. It is a transcript of the gene Nup98-96, whose product is annotated as nuclear pore complex protein Nup98-Nup96. NCBI's taxonomy places the organism in Eukaryota, Metazoa, Arthropoda, Insecta, Diptera, Glossinidae. The transcript has 12 exons. The record is from RefSeq and is a predicted model, not a curated record. Gene Ontology annotation, biological process: protein import into nucleus; RNA export from nucleus; post-transcriptional tethering of RNA polymerase II gene DNA at nuclear periphery. Gene Ontology annotation, molecular function: structural constituent of nuclear pore. Gene Ontology annotation, cellular component: nuclear pore cytoplasmic filaments; nuclear pore. Bases 312 to 6200 code for a protein of 1962 amino acids.